Lecanosticta acicola is the source of this 1018-nucleotide messenger RNA. The record is from the annotation of a GenBank genome assembly. Lineage: Eukaryota; Fungi; Ascomycota; Dothideomycetes; Mycosphaerellales; Mycosphaerellaceae.
AUGCCGUUGCCACCUAAGCUCACCAACAUUGCCAUCGAUAUCGACAGCGAGGCAAUUGCCAUCGUCAAGUUUAACCGGCCGAAGAAUGCCAAUUCAUUGAAUACGCCUGUUUUAAAGGUCAGUCCGUCAUUCCGCCCGAUAGAUACUAGGAACGAUGCUGAUUCGUUACGACGUCGAAGGACCUGCUCGCUGCUCUGCGAUGGGCGGAAGCGGAAGAUGCCAUCCGCAUCAUCGUCACGACGGGCGAAGGGAAAUUCUAUACUGCGGGUCUCGAUUUGAUGGAGGCUAGUAGGGAGCAGGAGGGCACGGUGAUUUCGGAUGAGUUUUGCGAUACGUUGAGGUGAGUGAGUGCGUGCGAUUAAACGAGCUGGAGACGAAAUGCUGGUGAUGCUAAUGAUGAUGAUGAUGAUGCUCGUGAAGCGCCAUCCACGAGUCCCUCAUCCAGACCAACAAGUUGGUAAUCAGUGCCGUCAAUGGGCCGGCACCCGGUAAGCGUCUCCCGGAUGCAUCAUCAAGUAGUAGUAAUAUGCUAAAGGAUAUUAUAAUCUCAGGCUGGGGCACAACGUCGCUCACUCUGAGCGACCUCGUCUACGCCACGCCCGAUUCCGUCUUCUUCACCCCCUUCGUCCAGUGGGGUCUCUGCGCCGAAGGCUGCAGUUCCACCACCUUCCUGCGCAUCAUGGGUCGCCAGAAAGCUUCCGCGCUCAUCCUGGCGGGCUCUCGCAUGACGGCCCACGACCUGGACGCCAUGGGCCUCGUCACCAAGAUUCUGCCCCAGGAAGGCUUUCUCGAUGGAGUGCUGGAGAUCGCGAGGGGCACCGCCCGGUUGCCGAAGCAGAGUCUGCAGGUCAACAAGGCUUUGAUGAUGAGGACUUCGAGAGCGGAGUUGCUGGAGACGAAUCGGGUGGAGAUGGAAGCUUUGAGGAAGCAGGCGAGAGGGGAGGAGAGUAGGAAGGCUAUUGGAGCGUAUGUGGCGGAGACGGAGAGGAAGAGGAAGGAGAAGGCAGCCAAGAUGUGA